UUUGAAUAGAAAGAAUAAACGUUGACUUUUUACGAUUCUUCCAAAUUUCUUCUUCUUCUUCUUCCCGGUUCUGCGAGUUUUCUGUUCAUCUAAAUUCUCGGAAUCUGGGGAUUUUUCUAUUUUUCUUUUUGCCCCCGGUGUGCCUGUCUCCCGUCUUAGAUUUUUGUGGGAAUUAUUUAUUUUUAAUUUGUGUAUUCUGUCAAAAAAAAAUGGGAACUCCGGAAUUUCCAGAUCUGGGGAAACACUGCUCCGUCGAUUAUUGCAAACAGAUCGAUUUCUUGCCUUUCACUUGCGAUCGCUGCCUUCAGGUGUUUUGUCUGGAUCAUCGUAGCUAUAUGAAACACGAUUGUCCAAAAGGAAACAGAGGAGAUGUCACUGUGGUCAUUUGUCCAUUAUGUGCUAAAGGAGUAAGGUUAAACCCCGACGAAGAUCCGAACAUCACCUGGGAGAAACAUGUUAAUACUGAUUGUGAUCCAUCUAACUACGAAAAAACUGUCAAGAAGAAGAAAUGCCCUGUUCCAAGAUGCAGAGAACUCUUGACCUUCUCUAAUACUAUAAAAUGUCGAGAUUGCUGCAUCGAUCAUUGCUUGAAACAUCGGUUUGGACCUGAUCAUACUUGUUCUGGACCCAAGAAGACUGAAUCCAGUUUCUCAUUUAUGGGUUUCUUGAGUACAAACUCAAAAGAAGCUCCUCCUACAUCAUCAUCAUCUUCGAGUUGGUCUAGUCUUUUUAGCAGACUCGGUAACGAUAUUAGCCAGACGUUUCAGUUUGCGAGUGGCGGCGAUGGUAGUUCAGAGAAAACGCAUGAGAGGAAUGGAAAACAGAAUCGUGGCAAAGUUACGGUUGACGUUUGUCCAAAAUGUAGCAAAGGGUUUCGUGAUCCUAAGGAUCUUUUGAAGCAUAUUGAUAAGGAUCAUCGUGGCACUUCUAAAGCUUAGAAACAGGGAUGUGAAUUGGUUUCGUAUUUGUGUGAUUGUAUCAUUCUUUAUAACAGCCUGAGAAAAAACUCAAUAUUCUUUGAGCUCGGUUUUUUUGUUUUGUUCGGUUUGGUUUUCCAGUUUUCCUAGUCUAGGAGAUACUGUAUAUAAUUUAACAAACUGUGAUGCAAUUGGAUUUAAAUUGUUUUUUGGGUUUA
This is a messenger RNA of Camelina sativa (false flax), 1135 nucleotides long. RefSeq names its product zinc finger AN1 and C2H2 domain-containing stress-associated protein 13-like. Gene Ontology annotation, molecular function: zinc ion binding. Lineage: Eukaryota; Viridiplantae; Streptophyta; Magnoliopsida; Brassicales; Brassicaceae. The record is from RefSeq and is a predicted model, not a curated record. Gene Ontology annotation, cellular component: cytoplasm.